Saprolegnia parasitica CBS 223.65 is the source of this 2070-nucleotide messenger RNA. RefSeq lists its product as hypothetical. NCBI's taxonomy places the organism in Eukaryota, Oomycota, Saprolegniomycetes, Saprolegniales, Saprolegniaceae. The record is from RefSeq and is a predicted model, not a curated record. Gene Ontology annotation, molecular function: monoatomic ion channel activity. Gene Ontology annotation, biological process: calcium ion import across plasma membrane. The transcript is spliced from 3 exons. Gene Ontology annotation, cellular component: membrane. The coding region runs from base 1 to 2070 and encodes 689 amino acids.
AUGGCCUCUGCCAUGCGCGGGACGCAGCCGUCGAUCCGGCACACCGCUGUCAACGCGAUCGACGCAACUGGUCGGACGCAGCUCGCGCGCGCCUCCUUCUGGACCCCAAGAUCGACAUUGCCCUUGAGGACAACGCCGGUGUCGCCGCUCGAGUACGCCGAGAAGUUCAAGCACGUCAACUGCGCGGCUUUGGUGCGCAACGAAGCCAACUACCGCGUCAAGGACCCUUCCAACGACUUUGUGACCAACCUCCGCGCCGAGCUCACGGUCGCUGAUGGCGCCGACUUUGACGAGCGCCUCUUCCGCCAAGCAGUCGAGAACGACCCCGCCGCUGCCGCCAAGUACCUCGACCAGUUCGUCUCAAGUGGCCGGUACGACUAUUCUUUUACGCAGCUCGACGCGAUCUGCGGCCGGAAGAACGUCAAGUCGUCGGCCUUGUACUCCGUCUUGAACGACUCGAUCGUGGACGACGGUGGCGCCAAGCACGACCUUUUGCAGCACGUCGUGCUGCAGCGUGUGCUGGACGUCAAGUGGGAGCUCUUUAGCGCGCGAAAGUACUACCAGCAGCUGCUCAUGCACCUCCUCGUGCUCGGCGCCAUGACACGACGGUCACAUUCGACUUUCGGCUGCGGGCCGCCGUCGUCGCGUCGCGGGCCGUCGAAGAGAGUGACGGCCAACGACACGACGAAGGUGGGCAAGCUCGAGGCCGAGUACGUCAAGAAGCUCAGUCUCCAGACAAGUGCCGUUGUGUGGCUCUUCUCGGUCGUCUUUUGUCUCGUUGGUUUUGUGCAUUUGCGCCAGCUCAAGCCCGAGCGCCUCCUCAAGCUCGUGCGCUGGAUGUACGACGGCAAGCACGUCCUCGACCCCAGCUUUGCCAUUCCACACGUCGCCAAGUACAAGGCCAAGGUGCGAUCUUGGCUCCUCGUUCGCACGAUCCUCUGGACGCUCGUGCUUGCGGUGCCGCUGCUUGUCGUGACGUACACGCUCGACGUUGACGGGCAGAUUGCCGUGCUGCAGUACCAGUCGUUCGCAGCGUUCGGUAUCCUCCUCAUCACGGCCGCGUACUUUCUCGUGCUCGAGUACCUCGAGCUCCUCGGCGAAGAUCCGUGGAUCUUCGAGUGCAUCGAGGACGCCAACGUCCUCGGAAAGCUCUAUUGGUCGUUUGUGCUCGUGUUUUUGCUGCCGUUCAUCGUGCCCUUCAAGGCCUCGUACCGCAAGUACUUUGCCUCGUUCACCAACAAGCUCCAGCUUACGACGUACCUCUGGAUCCUCGGUCCUUUUGCGCUGCUCCAUGCGAUGGAGAACAUUGUUGGCUACCCAUUUGAGCUCACGGUCACGCUCGCCGAGUUCCUCGAGGUCAACAAGACCGCCGGCUACCUCCUUCCGAUCGUCAAGGACGUCAUGGGCGACGUCUGGGACUUUCUCAUCUUUUAUGGCGUCUUCCAGUGCGGCCUCACGUGUGCCUACUACUUUAUCUUUCAGCAAAAGUCGGAUGCGUACAAGACGCUCUGGGCCAGCUUCCGCGCCACGUACUUUGUCAUGUACGGCGAGAACGGCGUCGGCGACUUCAACGCCAAGGACGACACGACCAAGGAGCACCUGCUGCAAGGCCCGAUCAUGCAUUUCGGCUUUAUUCUGCGCAUGUUCCACUGCGCGGUCAUGGUCGUGCUUCUGCUCAACUUGCUUCUCGCGAUGAUGAACAAGACAGUCGACCGCAACUGGGCCAAGCUGCAGUCGCGGGCGCUGGCGAGCUACGCGCGCUGCGUGCUGCGCCUCGAGACGAUGCUGGGGCACACGGAAGCGGCGCGCGAGAAGCGCCUUCAGAUUUUGACGCCCGCUGGUCCGGUCCUCAACCCGAUUUUUGGCGAGCACGUCUCCAAGCGUCAGCUUACGAUGUCCACCGCCAAGGACGACAUUGAUGAAGACACGCGUCGAGACGGACUUCUGACCAAGGUGCACGACUUGUCGAUCCAGAACGCGCAGCUCGAGACUCAAAUCGCCGGUACCACGCAACGCCUCGAUAGCCAGCUACACGACGUGCUUGCAGCCAUCCAACGCGCUGCCAAGUAG